AUUAGUUAACGGUAGCGGACUUAACAAUUCUAGGGUUUCCGAUUUCCUCCUUUGGUAACGCACGCCGACGCUGCAGUGAGCUGUCCGCCGUCGUCUCAAUCUUCCCUCUUUUCGCCGUCACUGUUUCCUCGUUUUCAUCAAACCCCUGGGAAACCUAGGAACCUCCUACUGCGAGAGGUACGAGAUUGCCUGUUUAUCUACUCUGGUCUCUCGAAGUUCUCCGUUCGGCUGCGAAGUUUCGAAUCCUCGUCUUCGGUUGAUUAAUCUUUGAGAUUGAGAUGCUAAAAACCAAUGUUGGUUCAUCCGUGUCGUGUUGCGAGUUUAAUUUUGGUGUGCUGUGGCGUUAUGAAUUUAUGAUUAGAAGGUGACAAUGGCUAGAGGGGUGCCCGGGAAUCCUGCUGGACCAGGGGUUGCGGAAACUUCAACUAGCAUCUGCAUCCCGGAACCAGAGGAACCCCUGUGCUCUAUGCGUAAGUGGUAUUUUACGAGAGAGGAGAUCGAAGAUCAUUCUCCAUCUCGGAGGGAUGGAAUCAGCCUGAAGAAAGAGUCACAGUUGCGGAAUUCAUAUUGCUCGUUUCUUCAAGCGAUUGGGAUGAAGCUUAAAGUGUCUCAGACGACAAUAGCAUGUGCAAUGGUGUUGUGCCACCGGUUUUACAUGCGUCAAUCUCAUGCUAAGAAUGAUUGGCAGACAAUUGCAACUUCAAGCUUCUUUCUUGCUUGUAAAGUACGAGAAACGCCACGCUUUUUGAAGGAUGUUGUUGUUGUGGCAUUUGAGAUGGUGCACAGUUUAGAUUCUUCUGCCUUAGAAAGUAUCAAACAAAGAGAAGUUUUCAAUAAGCAAAAGGAAUUGAUUGUGGUUGGGGAGAGACUUGUUCUGGCAACAAUUGGUUUUGAUCUUGACAUUCAGCUUGCAUACACGUCACUCGUUGCAGCUUUAAAGAGUUUAAAUAUUCUCCCCGACCUUGCUCAGGUGGCAUUGAAUUUUGUUAAUGACUGCCUUCGUACAUCACUGUGCUUGCAGUACAAGCCCCAUUAUUGCAGCUGGUUCAGUGGCUCUUGCUGCCAAAGUUCAAAAAGUGAAACUACCAACACAACAGGGAAAAGUUUGGUGGCUGGAGUUCGAUGUUUCACCAAAGCAAUUAAAUGAGGUCAUUCAGCGGAUGAUGGGGCCAGGCGGAAAAAAAGCUCUAGCGCCCGAGAAUGGAAGAGUCGUUGCAUCUGAAACACUGCCUAGAAAGCCAAGUGGUAUUGACGAGGGUGGUGGGGACGAGAUUAAACCAACAAAAGAAGAAUUGGAUGGUCUGAACUCAAAAUGCAAGAUUGCUUCUAUAUCUGAAACACUGCCUGGAAAGCCAAGUGGUAUUGACGAGGGUAGUGGGGCCGAGAUUAAACCAAUUAAAGUGGAAUUGGAUGA
Malus domestica (apple) is the source of this 1414-nucleotide messenger RNA. Its product is annotated as cyclin-T1-3. Gene Ontology annotation, molecular function: cyclin-dependent protein serine/threonine kinase activator activity. The record is from RefSeq and is a predicted model, not a curated record. NCBI's taxonomy places the organism in Eukaryota, Viridiplantae, Streptophyta, Magnoliopsida, Rosales, Rosaceae. Gene Ontology annotation, biological process: positive regulation of DNA-templated transcription, elongation; regulation of transcription by RNA polymerase II. Gene Ontology annotation, cellular component: cyclin/CDK positive transcription elongation factor complex; nucleus.